Encephalitozoon cuniculi GB-M1 is the source of this 873-nucleotide messenger RNA. RefSeq lists its product as uncharacterized. The coding region runs from base 1 to 873 and encodes 290 amino acids. The transcript has a single exon. The record is from RefSeq and is marked provisional. NCBI's taxonomy places the organism in Eukaryota, Fungi, Microsporidia, Unikaryonidae. Gene Ontology annotation, cellular component: proteasome core complex.
AUGCUGAGCAACAAGAGAGGGAUACAUUCGGCGAGUGGAGGCAUUGACCUGAGAACGCUGAGGGAGUACUGCCUGUUUGAGGAUUUUGAUGUGUGCAUGCCCUUCAAUCCCAUGGGCGUCCCGGGCGGCAAGGGGAACAGGGGCAGCGAUGGAGCGAUCCGGGGAAUGCUACCUCUAGGAGACGCCAUGGGAGAUUUGUUUACUGCUGGAAAGGCUGGUUCAACAAAGAUGGAGGACAAGGAGAGAUUUGAUCCAUAUGAAGACAACUCCGGGACAACUAUCUGCCUAAAGCAGGGCGAUUUUAUUGUUGUUGCAGGAGACACAAGGCACUCGUCGAGCAUGGUUAUCAACUCCCGGGAGAUGUCCAAGAUAUUUCAGGUCGGAGACUUUCUUCUUACCGGAACCGGAUUCUAUGCAGACACCCACGAGGUCUACGUGAAGAUGGUGUAUGAAAUACGGCAGUACGAGGUUGACGAUUCAAUCAACAUUCACAGCGCAGCAAACCUGCUCUCAAAGAUUCUGUACUCGAAGAGGUUUUUCCCAUACUACUCGUUUUGUGUUCUAAGCGGGUUUGAGAAGGGAAAACCCUAUGUCUAUUCAUACGAUCCUAUCGGGUCCUUUGGGUCUGUGACGUGUGUAUGUAGCGGAAGCGGUAGAAGCAUGAUUCAACCCCUGUUGGACUCUUUCAUCGACAAGAAGAACUGGAACAAUGCAGAGGAGACACAGCUGAGCCAGGAGGACUGCAUAAGACUUGUUGUUAAGGCAUUCAAUUCUGCAGCAGAAAGGGACGUGAAGACGAAGGACAAUCUUGAGGUCUGUGUGAUGAGAGAAAACCAAGUGAUGCGUGAGACUUUCCCUCUAAGAAGAGAUUAA